Drosophila erecta is the source of this 1322-nucleotide messenger RNA. Its product is annotated as transmembrane protein 170A. NCBI's taxonomy places the organism in Eukaryota, Metazoa, Arthropoda, Insecta, Diptera, Drosophilidae. Bases 657 to 1043 code for a protein of 128 amino acids. The transcript is spliced from 2 exons. The record is from RefSeq and is a predicted model, not a curated record.
AGAAACCUGUGUUUUCUCACUACAAUAUCUGCCUUGUAUGCGGAUAUUUCAAAUACGAUUAUAUAGAGCUGCACUUCGAGCUCCGAUCCAGUUCGUAAGUGAGUCACAGCUGUUUGCUUAUCAGAACUGGCCCAUUCCCAAACGUUCCAUUUCCAUUGCCAUUGUAAAACGCAGCCAAAAACAGUAUAAAAUUAAAUUAAAACCAUUAAAAGUGCUUUGUGUUGCUCAAAAUGUGGAGUUAGGGAUGCCGCACACCAGUAGCCUGGUAAUAAAGCCCUAUUAAGGAUUCACUGCCGCCAGCAGAGGGCUAAUUGAGUGUCGUGAUGAAAGUUUAAUCGAUUGUUGACCGAAUUAAAAAUAAGCCAAACAUUUGCUAAACUACAGUGCUAAGCGGAAGUUAAAGCCAUGCUAUAUAGGAUCAAGCAACUGGAAGAGACUGCAACCUGAAUCCCGGCUAUAGGAUACGACGAAUGCGGUGUGGGUGUGGCUUAUAGCACACACAUGUGUUGGCGUCCGUGAAUAUUGGCUGGUAUAUGCUAUAAGGGAAUCGCCACCAGACAUGCGGCUGGACACUCAACUGACCAACGGAAAAGCAAUAACUAGCAACUAGUAAUUAGGGGGAUACCACGUUAACUUGCAUCGACUGCGUUUUAGCCAUGUUUUCGGACGACACCGAUGAGUUGGACACCAUCGCCGAUGUGAUGGGACUCCGGUCACAGGCGCGUCUCAAUACCUUUCGCGAGAUGUGGUACCAUGUGUUUCUGUGGGCCCUGUUCUCCUCCAUUUUCAUCCACACCUGCGCCGCCGUCGUGGCCUUCUUCACACUCCGGAAGCACAAGUUCGGACGUUUCUUCUCGAUCCUGAUCCUGGUCAUGGGAUUCCUGUCGCCGGCGUCGAGUGGCAUCAUCAGCAGUGCGGUCAUCGCCUUUGUUCAUCGCGCCUCCAGUCUGCCAAUGUCACCCAUAUACGCCAUGAUCUGGGGCCUCGGACAGACCAUCGUCUCCGCCUGCCUGGGAUUCACCCGGAUUCUGGCCACGCUGUAGAGCACGGACUGAAGUUUUUCAUUGCCCAUGGCCACCACUUCAUUCUCCUCAUCGCGCCUAAUCCAAUGUUCACAGAGUUCCGUCAUCCGAACGGACAUAUUAUCAAUUCUUCAGGUGUGCAAACCACAAUUAAUUGAAUUCAUAGUUAUGUGUAUAGGAACAUUGUGAUUUUUAAAUUAUACCUUAUACGAUGAGAAAAUAAUGUAAAAUAUUUAGCUCUUAACUUAAAACCUAAUUCUAAUUGUACAUACUUUAGGAAGCUAAUAUAUGAGCAGAUUC